Molecule: messenger RNA, 6062 nt
Organism: Mus pahari (shrew mouse)
Lineage: Eukaryota; Metazoa; Chordata; Mammalia; Rodentia; Muridae
Gene: Agpat3
Product: 1-acylglycerol-3-phosphate O-acyltransferase 3
Exons: 11
Coding region: 328-1458 (376 amino acids)
Cellular component (GO): endoplasmic reticulum; endomembrane system
Molecular function (GO): 1-acylglycerol-3-phosphate O-acyltransferase activity
Source: RefSeq, a predicted model, not a curated record
GCCGAGGCGGAGGGCGGCGAUGGGGGCCCGGGGCGGCGGGCGCCGCACUCGCUGAGGCCCCGACGCAGGGCCGGGCCGGGCCCAGGCCACGCGCGCCCGACGCGAGAACCGCGACCAGCAGGUGGAGUGCAGGCGCUGGGGUCAUUCAGUAACCAGAUCCUCUGGAGGAAAACACCUGUCCACGGUGGGCCUGGAGCCCUGGAGCAGUUGACCCCAGGCCCUGCAGGUCGGACACCCUUUAGAACAGCCAUUGCCUGGCCCUGCUAGCCUGUGCCUUGGACGGCUGUUCUCAGUGAAGGACCGUGCGGCCGCCCCUGAGCAGCGACCAUGGGCCUGCUUGCCUACCUGAAGACCCAGUUCGUGGUGCACCUGCUCAUUGGCUUCGUCUUCGUGGUGAGCGGGUUAAUUAUCAACUUCACCCAGCUGUGCACACUGGCCCUCUGGCCCAUCAGCAAGCACCUAUACCGCCGCAUCAACUGCCGCCUGGCCUACUCGCUCUGGAGCCAGCUGGUCAUGCUCCUGGAGUGGUGGUCCUGCACGGAGUGCACUCUCUUCACCGACCAGGCCACCGUGGACCACUUUGGGAAGGAGCACGUGGUUGUUAUCCUCAACCACAACUUCGAGAUCGACUUCCUUUGUGGGUGGACGAUGUGCGAGCGGUUUGGCGUGCUGGGGAGCUCCAAGGUGCUGGCUAAGAGGGAGCUGCUGUGUGUGCCUCUCAUCGGCUGGACGUGGUACUUCCUAGAGAUCGUAUUCUGCAAACGGAAGUGGGAGGAAGACCGGGACACCGUCAUAGAGGGACUGAGGCGCUUGGCUGACUACCCAGAGUACAUGUGGUUUCUCCUGUACUGCGAAGGAACACGCUUCACAGAAACCAAGCAUCGCAUCAGCAUGGAGGUGGCUGCCUCCAAGGGGCUGCCUCCACUCAAGUACCACCUGUUGCCCCGGACCAAGGGCUUUACCACGGCAGUCCAGUGCCUCCGGGGGACAGUUGCAGCUAUCUACGACGUGACCCUGAACUUCAGAGGGAACAAGAACCCAUCUCUACUGGGGAUCCUGUAUGGGAAGAAAUAUGAGGCAGACAUGUGUGUGAGGAGGUUCCCCCUGGAAGACAUCCCAGCAGAUGAGACCAGCGCGGCCCAGUGGCUUCACAAGCUGUACCAGGAGAAGGAUGCCCUGCAAGAGAUGUACAAACAGAAGGGUGUAUUCCCAGGGGAGCAGUUCAAGCCUGCCCGAAGGCCGUGGACCCUCCUGAACUUCCUGUGCUGGGCCACCUUCCUCCUCUCACCCCUCUUCAGCUUCGUCCUGGGCGUCUUUGCCAGUGGAUCCCCGCUCCUCAUCCUGACGUUCUUGGGGUUCGUGGGAGCAGCUUCCUUCGGAGUCCGGAGACUGAUAGGAGUGACUGAGAUAGAGAAAGGCUCCAGCUAUGGCAAUCAAGAGCUUAAGAAAAAGGAAUAAUUAAUGCUGUGAUUGAACACCCAUAACCUGAUGCGGUAUCCAAUUAACUCAAUUAAAAACAGAACACCCAAGAGCGAGGGAAAGAGACACUUAGAGACUAUUUUUAUUAUUAACUGGUGACUAAUAUUAACAAAACUUGAGCCAAGAGCAAAGAACUCGGCCUGCCAGCUGAAGAUGGUCGGCCAGCACCGGCAGGGUCCCAUCAGCCCUCUGCGGGGACAGAGGCGGGCUUGGGGGAGGUGGUGGGGCCAUGGCGCUCCCCCAGAACUCCACCUCCAAGAGGCAGCCUUGGCUGCUCUCCCUUCUUAAACUUAGAAUGAGGCUUUUGUUUAUUAUCAGUUAUUUGGGGAAUGUAACCUGGCCCCAACCCUGUGCCCUGCGCCCCAGAACACUGGCUCUCCCUGGGUGCAGGUCAGCCACCGCCUCCUGGGGGCAGGUCAGCUGGCCCCCUGUCCUGCAGCAUUCAUCCUGCCCUGCUUGGCACCUUAGCUUCCAGCCCCGGGAGAGGGAGGAAGUCUUCUUAGAGAUAAGCACACACUGAAUGUGGAUCUGGCCCUUUUGUCCCUCCCCCCCCCCGGGGGGGGGGGACUGAAGAUCACACCUCCGUCAUCUGCAGCGUCAUCUGCAGCGUCCAUUGGCACUGCCUCGCUGGGGGCUGUGUCUAAGCACCUUACUGCUCUUUUAAAAGUGAACGCCCUCCCGAGAACUCUGCAGAAAAUGGAACCCUUGAGUUCAUACAGCACCUCCAUAUUGUUCUCUCUCUCUUCCUCUGUAGCCAGCAGGCUGCCAUCCCGCACAGGGCCAGAUGGGAAGACCACACACGGGCCCCACACCUCAGAGCUGUGGUGCCUGGGGGGGCUCCAGCCUAUGGGACUCCCCUGGGACACUCUUCAGAGGGCCGUGUCACCAUCAGGCCUCCCUGUUCUCAGUCAGACCCUUUUAGUGCUUGUUAGCAUUAGAAUCUCUUUUUACAGGCACAGGUCUGUGGCUGGCUCACCAUCAGGCCUCCAGGUCUGUGGCUGGCUCGCAGCUUCUCCCUGUCCUCCUCCUAUUCUGCCUCUCUUCAGGCAGGUGUCAUGGCUGCUGACCAUACCCACCAUUGCCCCUUACCACCUCAGUGACAUACGCCGUCCUGGCAGAGAACAGGGGACCUCAGCCUGCACUUGGUGCCUUGCCAGGGUCCCUUUGCUGGCCCUGGAGGCCCAUUUCCUUCUCGCUCAGCACAGGAAGGACCUGCCUGGUUUCUGGGAGACCUAGGUCCUCAGGAAACACCGUCAUAAGCUUUUACCUUCUGUCUGGAACUGGCUCUUUUAAAGUCAUUCAUGUUUUCUAACAAGGAAAAUCUGGGUAAUUUUUUUUUUUUUUUUUUUUUUUUUUUUUGGUGGCAUACUGCAACCAGAGCUCAUAGUAAAGGCAGAGAAGAUUUAUAGGGUACACUAGAGGAAGGAGGCCUAGAGAAGCCUGAGUGCAGACCUGGGCCUGACUGUAUGGCCCCAAGUGCUGGGGACCAAUUCACAGAAGAAGCCCCAAGUGCAUGCCUGAUUCACAGAAGAUGCUAAUAGCCUCUACGGUCUAUGCACAAUGGAGUGGUUUCUCCUGUCACUCUUGGGUAACAGCAACACACAAGGCUGCUUGUAAGGGUGAAAGGUUGAGUCAAGCUGAGACACUGAAUCUCUUCCCCUCCAGCUGAAGACUUGAGUGCCCUGGCCUCUGCCAACUAGGAGCCAUCUUGGGCGCUCCUGAGGGUCUGCUCCCUCCCUGGUGGGCUUUUCUUUCUGUCUUUCUGUCUGCUUGGGGUCUCUGUCUUCCCCCACACACCGUCCCCUCACAAAUCGGAAGGAAACAGGCCCAUGGGCCCUGCCCUGCAUGCACCUGCCUCCCCCCUUCCCCCCUGGGGAAAGCAACCUCAGAGCCUUUACCACUUCACUAAUGCCUCUGGCUUCCCACAGAAGCCCUGAGCCUUUGGGGUCAGCUGACCGUUGAGUCUAUGAAUGACAGAGGAGUCUGGGCUGCAGGCUCUGCCCUCCUAGGCCUGCUCAUCAUCCAAUGCAGCGCUUCUGAGAGCAAUAAAAACUACACUAGGAUGUGGGUGUAGGCUUAUUUGGGGGUGGGGCGGGGUCAGAUUUUGCUUUUCAUCUGCUUCAGAAAGAAAAGGGGGAGGAGAGCCCCUUCAAUUUUUCUAUUAAAUUAAUAAAUCUCAGAAUAAUGCUUUUUCUCUUUUUCCUUCACACCCUAUUACUAAUGGGCAUGGCAAAUGUCAUGCCCAGAUUCGGACGGAAUCUGCUGAAGUGUCUGCUGAAGCCGUUUGCUGGUCUUCAGGGAGCCUAUGCUAGAAGCAGCAGGCUUAGGAGCCAGAGGCAUUCUGGAACUGGAGUGGUUGGUGGCCUGGGGUGGGGGGGAGGGGGCUGGCCUGCUAGGCAGGCUCCGCUUCAGGCUCCCCAGGAGAGGGACCCCCACAAGGUCAGCCCAGACUGGGAUAUGGCCUCCUCCCCACUCAGGGUCAAGGGCCAGAUAAGUGAGGGCUCCCACCAUCUCCCCGAGAGACCCUUCCACUGUCCAGGUGGUCUCCCACCUCUGGUCCCUGGCCACACCCACAUACCUCAUGCUGGCCUCUCUGAAGCUGUGCUGAACUUCAGCAAUGGCUGCCAUUCUCCUGACUGCUUGUGCCAUUUCAUGGUACCCAUAUUGAGCAUCUAGGGACUGUGCUUCUCUCUCUGAGGGCUUUGUGUUAGCAUCCUGAUUGGUGACCAUCCUGGAGAAGCAGGGGCACCACACUAGGAAGGCUGAAUGAUCAGAAUGUGGGCAGUUCAGAGAUCAGGGACACUCUCCUUUUGACAAGACUUCUUAACCCAAAGGUUAAACAAACAAAACAAAUGCAUGCUGUUUGUGGGUCUUUAGUGACUGCAUCUCUGAGGCACAUCUCUGAGAUGUUGUAAGCCCUGUCCUGGGGGGAGGGGAUUGGAGGGGGAGAGACGGAACCAGUCUGAUUAAAUAGAUGAGUUCCCGGCUUCUUGAUAACAAAUGGCAACAAUGUAACAACACUUUCUUGUAGGAACAAUGCAGGUGUCUUCACAGAUGCCUUGGGUGCCCCUCCCUCCCCUUUUGUUGUACCUUGCCCCGAGAAUCUUUUCUACCUAGCCUAGCCUUCAUGCCAUCCAAGGAAAAAAGUCUGGGUUAGCCCCAAUUUGUGUCAGGUUCAGGAUGGAAGAAUUAAGUGGCUCUUCCUGCAUGUUGCCCUGUCUCUGCCUGAGACUGUAUAGGACAAGCCAAAAGUAGCCUUCCCAGUCCUGAUGGCCUGCACCUCAACUGUUUGUCCCACACAUAAAUCCAAACCACUAGCUAGAUGCAUGCGACGCUUAGUGCUAGCCAUUUUGGUGUGGCUUCUAGCCCUCUACAGUGUCAUGAAGCUCAGGGUUAGAAUGGCGCACCUGAGAUGCCUGCUGCCUUCUUUCUAGAAACAUCUCUGGCCUAUGGGCCAGCCCCAAACCAAAGGCACCUGGGCCUGGGUUCGGGCACCCCUGACCUGCCUCAGGCCUUGUCCCAGAGUCUUGCCGUGGGGCUGUCAGGUGGGUACUGACAUUCACGCCCCAGAUCCCUGCAUACAGGGGCCAGGAUUUUAAAGUGCAAGUUCAGGCUUUGGGUGAUCUGCUUGGCUGACAGGGUGGACACACGAAUCGAAUUUAUCACAGGCUUUUGAAAUCAGUUAAUCCAGGGGAAAGAUGAUAUUCUCCCAAAUCACUCCAGAAAUCAACCAACGAGAGCACUUUGCAGAGCUACCAGAGAUGGUGGCAUCCUCUCUUCACAGACAGCGACCUGUGAAACUGUGAACUUUGUGCUGACAGGUCACCUGGAGGUUUCUUUUUCUCCAUAGCUUUUUUGGGUUUCUUUCUGUUGCAAAAGUGUUCGGACAGAAGCAGAACUGUGAAUGAGACUCUGAAAUGCACUAAAUUGUAUUCUAUUAAACUGGAGUUACUUGAUUCAAUGAAGAGCUGUACUGCUCUACUUGUAUUUAUUGUCUCAGAGUAGAAACAUUGUGACAAUCAAACAUGACUUGCCUCAAGGCCUGUACCUCCUGGCUUCUGGACCGAGUACCAGUGAGUUCUAUAACUACAGGAAACGGCUCUUUCUGGAAGCCGCACAAACCAUGGACUUUAAUGAUCAAGUGCUGCAGUGGGUGGGGUGCAAAUAUCCGGGUUGCUUUUCCAUUACUGAGAAAUUGCCAUAUGGGACUGUGGGCAGUCUCCAAGGGAUGCUUUGUCUCCAGGGUGCAACUGUGUUAAUAAGGACGUUUCCUUUUGUACUCUUCUUUUUACAAGUUUGCUACUCACAAAGCUUUCUGUAGUAAGGAUGGAGGACUGUGCUCUAGGAAGAUGUCCAGGGCUGGGAGCUACAGUGGACUCCCCAGGCCUGGGUCUAUGGCCUGGCUGUGUUGACUGCUAUGCAAAGCUCUCUCUGUCCACAGCACGUAGAAGGUCACCCCGGCGGUGUGGCACUCCUGCUUGGUGGAACUUUCUAGGUAAAAUGCAUAAGUAUCAUACUUGUUUAUUACAAACACUGUUGUGAAACAAGGGAUCAUAAAAUAUCCACAAUAUAUGAGAAAGUGA